This is a messenger RNA of Scutellospora calospora, 2477 nucleotides long. The record is from the annotation of a GenBank genome assembly. NCBI's taxonomy places the organism in Eukaryota, Fungi, Glomeromycota, Glomeromycetes, Diversisporales, Gigasporaceae.
ACGACGAACGUCGAGGAAAUGGUGGACGCGAUCGAAAACAAAGAGAACGCGGUAGAAGUUAUAGUGAAUCUCAAGACCAAGCUAUAGUUGACAGUCCCGAGAAAAACUUGACAACUCUUUUGAUCAUUUUGGGCGAUAAGAUGACUCCCCAAGAAAUACACAAGAACAUUGAAAAAAUUGCAGAAAUUGUUCAAGCUGAGUACUCUAAAUACGAGCCUCUUGUAUUAAAUACAAUAAAAAAUUGCUUUAUGGAAUUGCCAAUGAAGACAUUUAUAUACGGUACCCUCGUUGGUCUUGUGAAUGUCAAACGACCUGAUAUUGGUUCUGCAAUAGUAAAAAUGACAGCACAAACGUUACAGCAAUGUUUGAAUGAAGGAAACUGGCGCAAAGCAAAGUUUGCUUUGACAAACGCUAACGUAAUAUUACCAAGAACCAUGUUAGAUAUAUAUGAUGAUCUUUUAACUACUCUUGAUGAACCAAAUGUUAAAUUGUAUCGCGCCGAUACAAUAGUAUACAUUGUAUUAUCAACAUUGCCUUUUGUAGCAUCACAGCUUAGCGAAAGAAGCCCAGAGAUGUUUGACAGCAUAUUAUCGAAAAUUGAACGAUAUUUUGAAAAUAGAGAGCGAGUUAUUACGGAAAUUGGUGGUUCUGUUGUUCUUCACUCUGUCAUGCCGUACAUAGGAUCAAAUUUGCCAUAUGAUCAAGUUGAUAUUCAAAAUCUAAGGCGUAACGGCUGGGAGUGCAAAAUUCUUUUGAAACCAUGGUCAGAUUACGAUAGUGUCUUAGUAACAUCAGAUCAGCAUGAGGUAGAUAAAUUCAUAGUUACAGAACAUUCAUACAAACUGUGCAAUUCGUUACCAGUUCCUUUGUUUCGGAUUUUUGUCGGUCUGGAAGAUGAGACGAUAAUUGACUCCCAUAAAACGACGGAUAUUUCAUAUUUUCUUAUUCGUGACAUUAUUGAUGAUAUUAUUGAAAUAUAUGAGAUAAAUCGUAAAGAAUGUACAAAGUAUCUAAAGGAUCUUGCGUAUAAUUUUGCAUCUGGUACAUUUGUCGAAAAAGACACUACCACGUCUAUACCAAAACCUAUUGUUAAAGUAAAAGAUGAACCCGACAUAAAAAUUGAACCAGAUAUAGACACGUCUCCCGAUAAGUGGGAAAUUAAUAAUUCCGACGAGGCUAAUGCAAGCUCAAGUUCGAAUCAAGGUAUCAUAGGUUUUAAACUUGAACAGAUCAUAGUUGAGUUUCGUGGGUGGCUCUCUCUUUACCUCGGUAAAGCCAUAGGAAUUUUAUUUGAUCGUCUUGGUGUUAUGGAUGUUGAAUGUUGCUAUCGAUUUUGGAAUUGGUUCGCUCAUCAUCUCAGUAACUUUGGAUUUGUAUGGAAUUGGAAAGAUUGGGAGGCAACUUUACAAUUGGAUCCACUGCAUCCAAAAGUAUGUUUUAUACGAGAGACUUUAGAAAAGACAAUACGUUAUAGUUAUUACGAUCGGAUUAGAUCCACAAUACCGGAAGAAUUUUUUACUUUAUUUCCGACAGCUGAACCAUCUACAAAUUUUCGAUACGAAGAUCCCGAUCACCGUCUACACGACUUUGCUACAAAUUUAAUAAGUAAGCUACGAAGCAAAAACCCUAAUAGUGAUAUACAAGCGCAUUUGGAUGAGGUAGGCAAGAGUUUUCCUGACCUGCCUGCUAAAGAAAAAGAACAAACAAUUCGUGAUUUGUUUGUACAAUGUGUGCUGAUGCUAGGCAGUAAGAGUUUUAGUCACGUAUUGAAUGUAAUCGAGAGGUAUUUACAGAUUUUGCAAUCUUUGAACGAGUCGUAUGAUGCAAGGUUACACACUGUAAAAAUUGUUGCAGAAUUUUGGGUGAACAAUACACAAUUCUUGGGUAUAUUACUAGAUAAAUUACUAAAUUAUCGUGUAAUUGAUGCUAUUGCUGUAAUAUCAUGGCUAUUUGCAGAUGAGAUGGAAAAAGACAUUGCAAGGUCUUAUAUGUGGGAAAUCAUGAAAAACACUAUUAACAAGGUUAUAUCUCGUGUAAAGCAAGUCACAAGUAAAAGAGAAACGGUAUUAAAUCCACAAACUGAAGUUGCCGGUCAAGGGAUAGACAUCACAUCUGAAGAGGAUAAAAAGAUCAAUGUUCAGGAGUUGCACACGAUUGAAAAUACACUGAAUACGGUUACCAGAGAACAAAAUGAAGUUUUAUUAAAGAUGGUUCAAAUGUUUGUUACCUUACUCGAUAAUAAGUUGAAAAUCUAUCAAAAGCAGGGAAUUACAGACCCUAUGUCACAAUUAUGGUUCUGGUGGGCUUAUGGUUUUUUCAAAGAGAUUGGAAGGACGUAUCAACCGCAAAUAUCUACGUUUAUUGUGACAGUAGAGACUAUAGUUAUUACUCCGGAAACAGAUCCAUAUAUUUUGAAAGUUAUUGAGAUGAUUAAAGCGUUUGAACAUAUGAAAAAUGCAACAAUCGAAAACGACUAG